Molecule: messenger RNA, 3964 nt
Organism: Gallus gallus (chicken)
Lineage: Eukaryota; Metazoa; Chordata; Aves; Galliformes; Phasianidae
Gene: FAM184B
Product: family with sequence similarity 184 member B
Exons: 16
Coding region: 1128-3305 (725 amino acids)
Source: RefSeq, a predicted model, not a curated record
GGCCGAGCGCAGCUGCCAGGCAGGGAAAUGGCGGGCGGGGAGACACGCUGUGGAGAGGGGUGGCGGGGUCGCCAUCUUUCUGUGAGGAGUGCAGAGCUGGAGGAUUUCUACGUAUAGUCUGUACUCUGAGGGGGCAUAAAAGGGCUGUAACUGCCCCAUUGGAAAGAGUACCGCCUCCCAGACUGCAUCUUUUAGUGAUCUGUAAUGGGGCAAAAAAGGGCUUACCUACCUUGUUGGAAGGCAUGUUUCUGCUCUCCAGAUCGCAUCUUUUACUAGUAUUCCUUUCGCCGUGCUCUUAGCUGACAUUGGAUAAUCCUCUUUUCCAAUCCUGAGCACCCUGAAGAAGCUCUUUUCCGAGCCCAGCAGUAGCCAAGCACAAGCUUCUAGCCCAGGAGGAAGGAGGGCACUGCUGGGAGAUUGCUUGUCCUUUUGAAGAGAGGGAAUGGCUGCAGAUGAAGACAAGUGAGCAGCGUCAGUUUUCUUCCUGCCUCUUUCCCAUGUGAGCGCAGGGCCGCCGAGGGGAGCUGGCAGCCCGUGUGGCUGAGGCAGGCCCAUCAGGGCUCAGCUGCGGGGCGGAGGUGGAAGCACCGCUUCAUUCUGCUUUCAGCAGAGCAGCAAAAAUUGAACAAGAUUUUCUUCGCCACUUUAUUGGUCCAUCUGGACUUGCAAAGGGUUGCCAAACUAACAGAGCUGAUGAAAGGUGCCCGAAUCAUCCUCUCAGAUGAUCCCUGCGGCAGCCCAAGAAGGCAACACGAUGUAAUCUGCAGGCGGUCUCUGUAUUAGAUCCCCAGCGACGUCUGUGCCGCUGCUCGGCGUGUCCCGUGGGGAAUGCGUAGCAUCCAACCGCUGGCAUCCCCUCCUGGCGGAAGCGCUACCAUUGGAAGAGCAGAGGAAAAAGAUCUCCCGCUCGGGAGGCUCGCACAUGCUGCUCGCUGCCUCGGCCGGGUGCUGUGCUGAAGGAGUGGGACAUCUGCGCGGAAGGGAGAAGCAGCUGCUCCAGCCCCGGGCUGGGGCUGAACUUCCCGCAGCGCUUCGGGCUUUGAGUGAGCGCUGGGGGAAGGCGAGCAGCAGGACGGGAACGCGCAGCCCGGAGCGUACACGGAAUCGGCUAGAAUAUUUCGAGCCUAAUGGCCUCCAGCAUAAACAAGAGCCGGCAGCCCGGGACUUGCAAUGGAUCUAAAGCCCCUCGCGGCAGUUCGGCAGAAGGAUACAAUAAGGAAAUUCACAUGCAGAUGUGCAAGAAGAUCGCCCAGCUCACCAAGGUGAUAUAUGCCCUGAACACUAAGAAUGAUGAACAUGAAGAUAGUAUACAGGCUCUGAGAGAAGCUCAUGAGGAAGAAGUUCAGCACAUUCUUGCUGAGAUGAAGGAAACAAUUGUCCAGUACAAAAGCAAAGUUGAAGAAGAACAAUUGCUGAGAAAACAUAUUCAAGCCCUUGAAACUGCAGUAGAACAACACAGGAGAGUAAAGGAAGAAGCCUUGGCAGAGUUAACACAGUGCAAGAAGCAGGUGGAAGAGAGGGAACCAAGAGCAAAAGUAAAACUGACGCAGAUGGCCCUUUCCAAAGACACGGUAGAUACCAAUGCAGAUUUUGAAAACAAACUUCCUCAUUUAAAUGAGGAGACCAAUGGACUACUAAAUGAAUGCAAACUAUCUAGGAGAGAAAAUUUAGAUGAAGAUAUUUUAGCUGAAAAAAUCAGCAUGGAAGGACAAGUUCUAGUAAAUGAAAUGGAAAACCUGAGGAGUGAGAACCAAGGAGCAAUUAAAGAGUAUACUCAGAAAACAAAUCAACUGCGAGCCUCUUGUGAGAGAGGAAGAGAGUCUACACAGCAAUCCAUGACAGAAACAAAGAAUCAUCAUCAGCAAAGAGAAAUGGAGCAAAGGAAUUGCUCAGAGGUUGAGAAAGGUUUUUGGAUGCAGCAGGUAAAGAAACUGGAGGCAGACCUAGAGGAGAAAAGCCAGAAGAUAAAUGAGAAGAAGAAACAUUCCCAGAAGCUGAAAGAAAGAAUACAGGAACUCCAGAUGCAGCUAGAUGAAUUCAAAAGAAAAUCUGAGUGUGAAAUAAAGCAACUAGAGAAAGAAAAAGAAGCCCUAACUGGGAAACUUCAAAACUCUUCACUUGAGGUGGCUCAGCUGAAGCAGAUAUUAGACCAACAAGCAGAUAAUUUCAAGGAGUCACUGAAGAAACAUAGUCUACAGUCCAGCAAAGAAAAGGAGAAGCUUUUGCAGGAUCUUCAAAACACCAUUAAAGAAAACCAGAAUGUUAAACUGCAGCUGGAGGCAUCACAUCAAAAAGUCUUAAAAAUGUUGGAGAAAAACAAAAAACAGGAACUCAAGGAGGCAGAAGAGCGUUUGAAAAAGGAAUUUAAUGAGACUUUCAAGAUCCAACAUCAGUCUCAUAGGCUGGAAAUGCAAACCUUGGAAGAGAGAGCAAAGAAAGAAUUACAGGAUGAACUCGAGCAGAUACAGAAGCAGCAAACUCUGUUGCUAGGAUCUCUAAAGGUGGAAAUUUCUGAGCAACAGACAUCAUGCACUAAUCUCAAAAAACAAAUAGAAGAGCUCCAAAUGGAGCUGAGGAGUGUGAGGACCUUGAAGAAGCAACAGGAAGGAAGCAGUCAGAGCCAGAUCAGAUCUCUUCAUGACGAACUGGAAAAAUGUCAGAGUGAAAUUUCUGAGCUCAAGAAAGAGAACUUACUUUUGAAGGACUCAAUGGAAUUACUCAGUACUGAGUUGGAGACACAGAAGCAAGAAGCUGCACAGCUUCAGGAUAAGGAGAGACAACACAAAAGGGCCAAUAAUUUAGAAGAAAACACAAGAAAACCAGAGUCCAGACCAGAAGAUAUACAUCUUAUAAGCUGCCUGCAAGAUAAACUAAGUGAGAAAGAAGAAAUUAUUAAGCAGCUGGUGGAAGGAAGAAAAUUUCAGCAUUCACUUUUACCCAGCACUGAAUCGUACAGAAAUCGAUCUUUUUCUUUCACCCCUAAUCCAGGAUGUUUGACUCCUAUGAAGCAGCAGAAGAGACCAGUUGAGGUGCCCAGUCGUGUUGUCAGUGUACCAAAUUUAGCCUCCUACGCAAAGAGCUUUUUGAGUGGUGACUUGAGAUCAAAAAGAAGUGCUCCUCAAAUAACAAAAUCAACAAGCUUAGACCAGAGUCCUGGAUGCCUCAGGGUGGGUUCUCCAACAGCACAGACCUCAGACAGCAGCACUGCCAUAAGGACACAUGGCAGUGAACCACCACAAACCAAAGAUGACCAAAUACAAGACCCUGAGCAUCAAGAAUGGUUUACUAAAUACUUUUCAUUUUAAAGCAAUAAUUUACAUACUCCUCAGAUUUACCAGAAAAGUUGUUUGUUUUCUGUUAGGGAAUGUUAAUCUACUAAGUUUUACAACAAGAAGUAUUGAAAUAAUUUCCAAGUGUGUUGUUAGGAACAACAGCACUCUCCUACAUCUAAUUAUAAUGGAAUUACAGGCAUGGAUUUCAGCAAAAUGCAUUUUUUUCAAUAAUCUGUAAAAAAUGAAAAAAGCAAAAUUCUUAAUACUGCUAUGUGAAAUGACUUUUUACUCAAGAGAAUGUACCAUUCCACAAUUAAAUUAAGUAUGCAGUUUGUUCUCUAAUGUCCUGUUACAGACUCCAGCUGAAGAUACUACUUAUAAGUAAUAGGUUUAUAUUUCUCUAGGUUUAUAAGCUUGCUUCAUCAGCUGUUUUUCUGCAUAGUAAUGUGAUUUUGUUUUAAAUUAGUUUUUUGUUAAAGUUGUUUUAUGCUGAGCAGCAUGUGAUACACAUUUAAGAAUAGCAAGCUCACAGCUAGCUGUUUUAGAAAUAUCUUCUGCUUUGCUUAAUGAACUGUUUUUGUAUAGUAUUGUCAUGUAAUGUUCCUGGUGCACUUUAACAUGUGUAACAAUCAGCCAGCCUGAUGAAUCAGGAUAGUAUGUAAGUACGAACAUUAAAACUUGCUUGUAAGUGA